AUGGAGAAAUCGGUUCAGCAAGACGUACCACUACCUCCUACGAUACCAUCUUCGGUUGUUGUAAGAUCACAAUCACCGCCGGCAUCGAUUCAUCAUUCCAUUGUCUCCGACUAUUCUACCUCAGAUCAUAGCAGAUAUUACACACCCAGUAAGAAAGAGAUUGAGCGCUUGGGACGUGUUAGGCCGGAAUGCUUCAAAUCGGCUUGGUCAGAGAUAGGAUUCGUCCUAUCAAUCUGCAUGAGCCAAAUAUUGACUGAAUACUUCGUCUCCGGAUUCAACCUCCUCGUGCCCUCUGUAGUGGACGCCUUCGAUAUUCCCGCAACCUCAGCAACCUGGCCAGCUCGCGGGGUGGCAAAGAAUGAGUUGAUGUUGGACCUGGCAAGAGCGCUGGCGGGGCUGGGGCCUGCGGCGUUUCUGCCGAGUAGCGUUAUGCUGAUGGGAUGUGUUUAUCGGCCGGGGCCUAGGAAGAAUUUGGUAUUUUCCUUCUACGGCGCCUGCGCACCACUUGGAUUCUUCUUUGGGAUCUUCUUUGCUGGCGUUUCUGCUCAAUAUUCUUCAUGGCGCAGCUACUUCUUCAUCGGGGCCAUAUUUGCCGCAAUCUCUUUUGUGCUCGCCUGGGUUUCCGUCCCCUCUGAUAGGGACGAGCGCAGUGCCUUUAAGAUCAAGAUGGACUGGCCCGGAACUAUCCUCAUCGUGUCGGGACUUAUCCUCGUCGUCUACGCCAUCACCGACUCCUCGCGCGCUCCCCAGGGUUGGAGGUCACCAAACAUCUUGGUCACCUUUGUAGCCGGAGUCUGCAUGCUCCUCGGCGCCGUGUAUGUUGAGGGUUGGGUAGCUGAGCAGCCGCUCCUGCCGAGCCAUAUCUGGAGAGUGACCAUGUUCCCGGCCGUUGUGGCUGCAAUGUUUAUGCAGUAUGGCGGUCUAGGAAUCUUUCUCCUCUACUCCACAUUCUACGUGGACGGAGUCAUGGGCGCUGGUCCCCUCCAAAUCGUCGCCUGGUUCACCCCCCUCUUCGUUGGUGGCAUGAUCAUUGCUACAGUCGGUGGCUUUGUCCUCCACAUCAUCUCCGGAACCAUAUUAAUGAUCACUGCCGGCGUCGCCUGGGUAAUCGCGCCUCUCCUAUUCGCCAUCAUGCCCGAGGGCGCGAGCUACUGGGCUUUCGUCUUCCCCGCCAUGAUCAUGGCAACCAUUGGUAUCGAUAUCAGCUUCAACAUCACAAAUAUCUUCAUCACCACUGGUUUGCCGAAGCGACACCAGGGUCUUGCUGGUGCAAUAAUCAACUCGAAUAUGCAUCUGAGUAUCGCCUUUUUCCUUGGUUUUGCGGAGAUCAUCUCGGCGAAAACACAUGGUCAGGGAAUCAGAAUCAGUUACAAGGCGGUGUUCUGGUUUGAGAUUGCGCUGGCGCUUGUCGCGUUGGUGAUCAUGGUGAUAUGGGUUAGGGUUAGUAAGGCGAAAUGUGAUUUGACAGCGGACGAAAAGGAGAGGGAGAGGGAGAUGAGCAGGUCGAGAGGAUCUGAGGAUUAG
Messenger RNA from Morchella importuna, 1524 nucleotides. RefSeq lists its product as uncharacterized. NCBI's taxonomy places the organism in Eukaryota, Fungi, Ascomycota, Pezizomycetes, Pezizales, Morchellaceae. Gene Ontology annotation, biological process: transmembrane transport. The coding region runs from base 1 to 1524 and encodes 507 amino acids. Gene Ontology annotation, molecular function: transmembrane transporter activity. Gene Ontology annotation, cellular component: membrane. The transcript is spliced from 6 exons. The record is from RefSeq and is a predicted model, not a curated record.